This is a messenger RNA of Owenia fusiformis, 3348 nucleotides long. Lineage: Eukaryota; Metazoa; Annelida; Polychaeta; Sabellida; Oweniidae. The record is from the annotation of a GenBank genome assembly.
UUAAAUAACAUAAAUAGUAAAUAUUAAUUAUUUUAUUGGGUCAUUAUGAUGUUGAUAAUUUUAAAAUUAUGUACCCUAUUUAUUUUAAGUCCAUUCAUGUAUUUGAGAAUAAGAGAGACAAACUUGAUCUUAAAAUGAAAUUCUUUGGUUGGGAAAUUAGCCAUAUGGCCAUGUGUUGAGUUGACAUGUUGUUAAUCUUACUUUACAAACACUCCAUGGCUUCAUUGAUUGCAAUUUGCAGUGUGUUCAAAAGAUCAGUGUUAAUAUAUCAUGUAAUUUGUUACAUGUAAAGAUAUUUUAGUCUUCAGCCUGUAACAUAAAGUGGACAGAACACUCUUAAUGGAAAGAGAGAGAAGGAGUGAAUUUCAUUUAUGAAACCAGAGGAAUAAACAUUUUGGAAUCAAAAUAAUAUUUGUCGAUUAUCCAGGUUAGCAAUUUGACAAAUAAAACACUAAAAAAGACUGGGCAUUACUUGUGUAAAGUUGGGAAGUUCAUUUAGAACAUAAGUAAUCCAGGAAACCAGGUGAAUUGGUCUAAGUGGUAUUGAUGAUAUAGACAUAAAUGCCUCUAAUCUAUGAGGGUCUACUCAUAUCUUUGCUGAUGUAAUCAUAUCUACGCUGAUGUACGCCAAUCAUAUAAUCGCUGAUGUAUCCCAAUCUCUGCUGAUAUACCCCAAUCUACGCUGAUGUACCACAAUCUACGCUGAUGUACCACAAUCUACGCUGAUGUUCUGCAAUCUACGCUGUUGUACCCUUAUCUACGCUGAUGUAUCCCAAUCUCUGCUGAUGUACCAAAAUCUACACUGAUGUACCACAAUCUAUGCUGAUGUAUCCCAAUCUACGCUGAUGUACCCUAAUCUACGCUGAUGUACCCCAAUCUACACUGCUGAUGCACCCAAUCUUAGCAGAUGUACCCUUUACACUGAUGUGCCCCAAUCUACGCUGAUGUACCCAAAUCUAUACUUAGGUACCCCAAUCUAUGCUGAUGCACACCGAUCUACACUGAUGUAACGUAUCUAGACUGUUGACUGCAAAUCUGCUGUAUUCAUGCUGGUACGCUGACCCACUAUCUCUUAUCAUCGCCUGACUUUGAAGUGCUUUUAGUUGAAAGGUAUCUGUAGACAAAUUACGGACAAUAAAAACUGGUGAUACACCUACCUACAAAAAUGUCUAACGCUGGUAAAAUCGCAAAAUUGAACAAGCAACAUAAUUGUGAGGUCUGUUUUAAAACAUUUCCUUGUAUUUCAACACUUGAAUUACACUUCCAUGUGCAUGAUGGAGCCCAAGUCAGGCUUCACAAAUGCAAAGAUCCACAGGGUAAGGGUAAUUUGGUUAUGCAUGCCGAAGUACAUACUGGUAAAAAAAAAUUCAAGUGUGAUUUUUGUUCAAAAACAUUUGCUCAUAAAUCUUCUCUUAGAUCACAUAUUAGAAAUCACACCAAGGAUAGUCCUUAUAAGUGUGAUAUUUGUCUCAGAGUCUUUACAUCAAAGUAUAGUUUGGGAAAACAUAAUCAGGUUCAUUCGGGUGAGAGGCCAUUUAAGUGUGAUUAUUGUUCAAAAUCAUUUAUUCGAAAUAGCCACCUCAAAGAGCAUAUUAUAAUUCACACUAGGCCUAGUGAAAAGGACUUUAAAUGUGGGCAGUGUAAUAAAGCGUUUAUAUCAAAGUAUAGGCUUGAUAUUCAUGUCAAAAACCACUCUCUUAAAAAACAAUUUGAGUGUCAAGUCUGUUUGAAAAUGUUCGCACAUAUGUCUACUCUGAAUUUACACUCUAAAAUUCAUACUGGAGAAAAAAGUUUCAAAUGCAAUGUAUGCUUCAAAACAUUUACACAAAAAAGCCAUCUCCUUGAACAUUCAAAGGUCCAUUCUGAAGUUUACGACUUUAAAUGUGACAUAUGUUCAAAACAAUUCAAACACAAAGCAAGUCUUACUACACACAUUUUACUCCAUACUGGUGGAAAGCCUUAUAAAUGUGACAUAUGUCCAAGUGCAUUUGCACAGAAGGGUAACCUUCUGAUCCAUAUGAAAAUCCACCGAGCCCAGAAGGAUUUUAAUUGUCAUAUGUGCUCAAGAAGCUUUUCCCAUAAGACUACUCUUGAUGGUCAUAUAAGAUCUCGUCAUACUGGUGAAACGCCAUAUAAAUGUGAUAUAUGUUCUAAAGCAUAUGCGCAUAAAGAAAGUCUUAAAUCACAUUCUUUAGUCCAUACUGGAGAAAAGAAUUAUAAGUGUGACACCUGCUCUAAAGCAUUUGCCCACAAGUCUAAACUAAAAAGACAUGUCAAGAUUCAUACUGGAGAGAAACAAUUCAAAUGUGGUGACUGUUCUAAAGAAUUUAGUUGUAAGGGUGACCUUGUUCGACAUAUUAAAAUGCAUACUGGAGAAAAAGAUUUCAAAUGUGAAACAUGCUCCAAAGGUUUUAUCCGUAAAUCUGAUUUUGAUCUACAUAUCUUAUCCCACACUGGAGAAUAUAAAUUUGAAUGUGACUUAUGCUCUAAAACUUUUUUACGCAAAAAUAGCUUUAAAAGGCACCGAGGCAUACAUAAUAUCGAUGGAGAGAACCAAUUCAAAUGUGAAUUUUGUUCAAAACAAUUUGCAUACAAGGGUAUAUAUCUUAUGCAUCGGCAGACACACACUGAAGAAAAGGAUUUCAAAUGUGAUAUAUGUUCAAAAGGUUUUAUACGUAAGGGUGAUCUGGAACUACAUAAAUUAGGUCACUCCGGAGGAUAUAAAUAUAAAUGUGAUGUCUGUUCCAAGACAUUUUUAUACAAGGGAAAUUUCAAAAGACAUUGUAAAAUUCAUGAGGGAGAAUAGGGCCCUUUAAAAUAUUAAUGUAUACUGUUACAAUCAAUCAAGCAUAGCUCAUUUUAAAUAUAGAGUGCUAACUUGUGUAUUGAAUGAAGCAUGCAUUGCAUUGCAUAUUAGUGUAUGGUAUAUUUACUUCGAAGUUCAACACAAAUGUUAAAUUGAUUAACCUUGUUAAAUUUUCAUUGUAUGAUAUUAAAUGUUAUAAUAUAUGAACUUGAAAUAAAAAUGAUUAAUAAAAAAAAAUGAAGCAUGCAUUGAAUGAAACAUGCAUUUGAUGAAGCAUGCAUUGAAUUAAGCAUACAUUGAAUGUAGCAUGCAUUGAAUGAAGCAUCCAUUGAAUGUAGCAUGCAUUGAAUGAAGCAUGCACUGAAUGUAGCAUGCUUUGAAUGAAGCAUGCAUUGAAUGUAGCAUGCUUUGAAUGAAGCAUGCAUUGAAUGUAGCAUGCUUUAAAUAAAGCUUCGUCAAAUAUUCAAAUUAUGUCAGAGGCAUUAAUGUUUUAGUACAUAUCUAGGAUACCCCCAUAAAUGUGGGGUUAUUUUGAGGUUUUU